This is a messenger RNA of Eucalyptus grandis, 1773 nucleotides long. Its product is annotated as ankyrin repeat-containing protein BDA1. Gene Ontology annotation, molecular function: protein binding. The transcript is spliced from 2 exons. Lineage: Eukaryota; Viridiplantae; Streptophyta; Magnoliopsida; Myrtales; Myrtaceae. Bases 222 to 1439 code for a protein of 405 amino acids. The record is from RefSeq and is a predicted model, not a curated record.
CCUAACAGUCUGGAAGUUUGAUCCUCUGGUUUGGGUAACUUUUCCAUCAAUCUUCUAAUGUCCAUUGUCUGAAAGGACAGAAAACACGGUGCUUGCCGUCAUUACGGAGUCCCAUCUUUGCUUUGUGCAUAAGUAGGACGAACCGAGCUUUUAAAACUAUCAUCAAGAACCACAAGCAAACCAAAGAAGCGCAGGACUCUUAUCGUUCACGACAAAUUCCUAUGGAUCCCAGGCUCUCCAGAGUUAUCCAGUACGAAGAUGUCACCUCUCUCCGGGCCUUAUUAGCAGAAGAUCCGCUGAUUCUGGACAAAGCCUUGCUGGGACCAACGGCAGAGACUCCUCUUCAUUUGGCUGUGCUCGCUGGAAAUAGCGAGCUCGUGAAGGAGAUUGUUAGCAGGAAGCCCAAUUUUGCAAGGGAAUUGAAUCAUGAUGGACUUACGCCGUUACACAUUGUGUCCGCCACGGGGAAUUUGGAAGUCGCGAGGGAGCUUCUAACAGUAGGCCCUGAUCUUUGCAUGAUCAAGGACAAGGGCGGCAGGACACCGCUCCACUAUGCGGCCAUCAAGGGCAGGAUCAAGGUAAUCGAGGAGUUGCUCUCUCAGUGUCCUCAAGCCCUCAAGGAACGCACCGCUCGUGGCGAGACCGCACUUCACCUGGCAGUGAAGAACAGUCAAUCUGAUGCGCUCAAGAAGUUAGUGGAGAAGGUCAGUGAAGAUGGAGAUGCAGACGACCUUGUGACUGCCAAGGAUGACGAUGGGAACACAAUCUCACAGCUGGCUGCGGCUUCGAAACAGCUCCAGAUCCUAAACUUCCUGAAGAAGCAAAACUUGGUGGGCGCAGACACUAUUGACGUUGUUUCAGGUGAUCAGCUAGAUGGACAAACUAAAGCCGAGCCUCAAGCAAAUCGAAACAAGAAGGCAGUGACAAAGGCGGACUCAACUCAGCAAUCGAGCCAAUCUACGGACGAUGACUCGAGCAGCAGCAUAUGGUCGGAAGUGGAGGAGAUGGUGCUAGUCGUGGCCAGUUUAUUAGCGACCAUCACGUACCAGGCAGGACUGUCUCCUCCGGAGACCAUUUGGAGCGACAACAUGAAGCAAGACACGCGAUGCACGUCCCACCAUUCCUUCUUCAGCUCGACAGAUCUGUGCCCCGUGGCCGCUUACUAUCUCUUCAUGUCCUUCAACACUUCUGGGUUCUUCUCCUCCAUUUUCCUCAUAUUCUUCUUCAGGAAGCCAUCCUACGUCCAGGUUCUGCUGCCCGUGGCUCUGCUUUCCAUGGUUGUCACCUACAUGACUCUUUCCGUGACCUUGUCCCCGAAUGGUCUCUCCUUGCUCUUGAUAUACGUCAUCACUCUCGGAUCUUCCUCUAUUGCAUGUUGGCAGUCCAAGUGGUCAAGACCAUCUUCCGCAAUGCCUUCAGCUUUGCUGCCGGCAAAAUAAGCAACGUGACAAAGGCGAUGAAAAACCGAAGGUCAUCUUCAGCGAGCUUCUCCAAAAUGGGCGCAUGAUUUUUGGUUCAUUCAAGUCAAUCUGCUAUCUACAUGUGAAUGGUAAUAUCAUUAUGGUCUGUAACUUCAGCGGUUUGCGCUCACUUGUGGAGCGGUUUGAGAGUGUCUCGCAUAGUUUUCCUUCUAGUGUCAUCAUGUGCUGUGCUUUCCCCUUCCUUGUGCAUACGUACCAGUAGAAAAUGAUGUACUAAAGAUAGAUUUCUUCAGUUGAUGUACUAUUAUACUGUUCAUAUGAGUUGGUAGUUGUUCUUGCUCGUUCGCCAAAA